CUUCUCUGCUAUAUAUAUUCAUAAAGCACUGUUUGUUUUCAUUGUUUUUUGAUGUUUUUUUCGUGUAUUGUGAAAUAAAUUAGACACACACAUCCUAAAAAUUAUAUUUUUCAAAUACUGGCGUUCAAUUUGUAUAGCUAUAUGCUUGAAUAUGUCUUCUUCAACGGGAUGUGACACACUAAGAAUUUUACGCUUACCUCCAUAUUUAAAUGAUGCAAAAAGAGAUGAAUUAUUCAAAAAAUAUGGUGCUACUAAUACCAAAACAAUUAGAAAAUCGGACAAUUAUACUGAAACCUUUGUUAAAUUUGCAUCGAAAGCAGAAGCUACAAGAGCUUUUUUGCACCUACAUCAAUUAGAAAUUAAGGGACAAUAUUUAUCGGUGGAAUUUGCUCGAAAAUCUAUGGAUGAAUUGAUUGAUAAUGGAUUAUCAACAUCGAAGAGUAUCAAUGAUAAUGAAGAGACGGUUGAUUCCACGCAUUUCCAAGCUUUUAUAAAUAAAUUGAAUACUUGGGCUUCUGGUUACGAUUUUUCACAACCACCACCUCCAAAUAUUAUGUACAAAUAUCCACUACCUACUAAGACUACUUUGUUACGAAUAGCAAUUCAACUUUUAAAAGAACCUGCAUUUUAUACUCAGGUUUUACAUUUAAUGAAUAAAAUGAAUUUACCUCCACCGUUUGAAGAGCUUGAAGCGGAAUUUCCAAGUUUAAAGGAAGCUUACGAUGUAGAUAAUUAUCAAGACAUUUUCGGUAGAGUUAUUAGUGAUACAGAAGAGAUAAAAGAUGAUAAAUUGCCUGAAGGAGAAGAUGAGGAGGAAGAGUCAGAGUUGGAAUCAGAUGAAGAAAGUAAUGUAAAACCUGUAGAAGUAAUUCCUGUCAAAAGAAAAUUAAGACAAUCCACAAAACGAUUAAAGAUUCCUAAGUUUGUUAACCCUACAAAGCAUCCAAUAUCUGUGAAUUCUACGCAAAAAGUAAUUAGACCUGAAGAUAUGUUUGAGUCUGUCCAACGAGAAGAGAUAAAAAAUAUGAAAAUCGAAUUGAAGUCAGUGGGAAAAUUAAUGAAUCAAGAAAGUAUUGACGUUAAUAGAAGCAAUAAAGAUUUGCAGGAACCAGAAGGAGGAUUUGGAUUGAUGUUCCCAGCUAAAAAAGAUGAUGAAGAAAGUAAGACUGAAGUUGAAGAAGAAAAACCGAAGGAAUUUAUUUCGUCAGAAGAGCUAGCUGCUAAUCGAGUAUCUGCAAAUGAUCAAAGAGUGUUACCAGUAUUUAAAAAUUAUCAUCCUGGAAAACCUUCAUGUCGACUGUAUAUUAAAAACCUAGCGAAACAAGUUGAAUUGAAGGACCUUCACUACAUUUAUCGAAGAUAUGUUAUUUCAAGUUUAGAGAACUCUGAGUCUCAAUACGAUGUCCGGUUAAUGCAAGAGGGAAGGAUGAAAGGGCAGGCUUUUGUUACAUUUCAAAAUACUGGUCAAGCCCAGCUUGCUUUGAAUGAAACUAAUGGGUUUAUUCUGAAAGAUAAACCCAUGGUUGUACAGUUUGCCAAAGUCACAAAAAGUUCGUGAUUCGAGGUAGGAAAUGAAAAUAAAAUAUAGCUUAAUGGAGUUAGCCAUUCAGGCAAUGACCAACAAACUUCUUAAUAUGAGCAUGUAAAUAUUGUAAAUAAGUAUUUUAAAUAUAAAAUGGAACAUUUAGAUCUAUGGAAAAUUAAUAAAAAACAUUUAUUUAGUUUUAUAA
Molecule: messenger RNA, 1730 nt
Organism: Chelonus insularis
Lineage: Eukaryota; Metazoa; Arthropoda; Insecta; Hymenoptera; Braconidae
Product: RNA-binding region-containing protein 3
Exons: 4
Coding region: 152-1558 (468 amino acids)
Biological process (GO): mRNA splicing, via spliceosome
Cellular component (GO): U12-type spliceosomal complex
Molecular function (GO): U12 snRNA binding; pre-mRNA intronic binding
Source: RefSeq, a predicted model, not a curated record